This is a messenger RNA of Betta splendens (Siamese fighting fish), 5947 nucleotides long. Its product is annotated as patatin-like phospholipase domain-containing protein 7. Lineage: Eukaryota; Metazoa; Chordata; Actinopteri; Anabantiformes; Osphronemidae. The record is from RefSeq and is a predicted model, not a curated record. Gene Ontology annotation, biological process: lipid metabolic process. The transcript is spliced from 36 exons. Gene Ontology annotation, molecular function: phosphatidylcholine lysophospholipase A1 activity. Gene Ontology annotation, cellular component: endoplasmic reticulum. The coding region runs from base 160 to 4188 and encodes 1342 amino acids.
GGAAAUAUGGGCGGGGCUAAUCAUGUGACAAUAUACAGAAAACUUUGUUAUCUUACGCGCUGACUUUGCUGCAGUUUUCGUUUAGCUAUGUUACUAGAUUAAAUCGAACAUGCCAGAAGUCCUCGACAAGCUUGCUUAUGAGCAUUGUUGUCUUAAAGGAUGGACUGCCAGGAUGAUGGAGAUGUGUGUGAAGGGGCAAGUUCAAUACUGUUCACGAGCAAAAAUGAAAUCAGUGCACGGGUUCAGAUGUUUGUAGAGGAGAGGAUGCACAACACCAUGCUCACAGGUGCUCUAAUAGGAGCUGCUGUGGCCGUUUGUCUUAUUGGGAUUGUUGUGCUCUUUCUUUACAGAAGAUACAAACUUGCUCGUCAACAACAGCCUGGUGUGCCUCAUUAUCGAUUUAGAAAAAGAGAUAAAGUGCUCUUCUAUGGAAGGAAGAUAAUGCGAAAGGUCCAGACACUGUCUGCGAUUCCUCCUUCAUCCUCUACCUCAGUAUCAAAGCAACCGCAACGCAUACGUAAGAGAACCAAAGUUCUAAGUAUAGCUCGCAAAAUCCUCAGGAUCCGUAAAGACCCCCCCACCUUGCAGCCUAAAGAACCCCCUCCCUCACUGCUAGAGGCUGACCUAACAGAGUUUGAUGUGCAGAGCUCAAACCUGCCCUCUGAGGUGCUUUACAUGCUAAAGAAUGUCAGGGUCUUAGGUCAUUUUGAGAAGCCAGUGUUCUUGGAGCUGUGUCGCCACAUGGUAUUUGUUGAGUUACAGGAGGGUGAAGUUCUGUUCAAGCCAGGAGAUGAUGAUGACAGCAUCUAUGUGGUCCAGGAUGGUCGACUUGAGCUCUGUAUCCAAGAGAAUGAUGGUACAGAGCCAGUUGUGAAGGAUGUGCAUGCAGGGGACAGUGUCCACAGCCUGCUCAGUAUUCUGGAUAUCAUCACAGGUUACCCAGCUCCAUAUAAGACUGUGUCAGCACGGGCAGCAACUCGUUCCACCAUCUUACGUUUACCUGCGUCUGCCUUUGAGUCCGUUUUUAAGAAAUACCCAGAAACGCUUGUUCGCGUCAUUCAGAUAAUCAUGGUGCGCCUCCAAAGAGUCACCUUCUUGGCAUUGCAUAACUAUCUGGGCCUAACAACUGAGCUCUUCAAUCCGGAGAGUCAGGCCGUACCCUUGUCUCAUAUAAAUGGUGUCUUAGGGGAGGCAAACUCGGCGAAGAUGAAUCGACGUCUGCACUUCCAGGAUGAGUUACCGUCUGUCAACGUUGAUCCCAGUGCUGAGACAGAUGGCGUGAAGGACAUCAUCAGAAAGCAGCGAUCCACUUCCAUGCCCACCGACCCAGGUAAUGACUUAAACAUGGUUUGUGAGCGAGCUCGAGUUGCUGUUGAUGAUGCUCCAUCCAGUCCAGUCACAUAUAGAUCUAAUCUGAAGAAGAGUGUGACAAUGCUGCACACACCUUCCGAAGUGUUUCACUACACAGACGGUGGGGGGCACGGUGAUGCCAUCCGCCUCAGCAAGAGCAGCACGAUCCUACAGGCAGCAAAGAAGGACCUGCUGGGAGUCAUCCAGCUUCAGGAUCCCAGCUUGCUUGAGGGCAGGGUGACUCUCCAUCAUGUCAAAGCUGGUUCUAUGGUGUCUCGUCAAGGAGACCAGGAGGUGAGCAUCCAGUUUGUGAUAUCUGGCCUCCUCCAUGUUUACCAGCGAAUGAUCGACCGUGAGGAAGACACACGUCUGUUUGUUACGCACCCCGGAGAGCUUGUCGGCCAUCUUGCCGUCCUGACCGGAGAGCCUCUGAUAUUCACCGUGCGAGCCCAGCGAGACUGCAGUUUCCUGUCAAUUUCCAAAACCCACUUCUACGAGAUAAUGCGUGUGGAGCCCAAAGUAGUGCUGAAUGUCGCUCACACAGUGGUUAGAAGGAUGUCAUCUUUUGUCCGGCAGAUAGACUUUGCUCUCGACUGGAUGGCUGUGGAAGCCGGCAGAGCCAUCUACAGGCAGGGAGAGAAAUCAGACAGCACUUUCAUAGUGCUGAGUGGUCGCCUGCGCUCUGUAAUUAUGAAGGAGGACGGCAAGAAGGAGCUGAUAGGAGAGUACGGACGUGGUGACCUGAUUGGAGUGGUGGAGGCCCUGACCCGUCAGAACCGAGCCACCACGGUGCACGCCGUCCGCGACUCGGAACUGGCCAAGCUACCGGAAGGUGCCCUCAAUUCCAUUAAGAGGAAGUUCCCUCAGGUUGUCACCAGGCUGAUCCACUUACUCGGACAGAAGAUCCUCCAGCAGGUCAACGGUCCUUUGACAGCUCGCAGUUUGGCCCUCCACACUCCAGGCAGUCAGUGGGAUGCAGGGAACCGAGCCUCCAACCUCUCCACCGUGACGGUCCUGCCGGUGUCAGAGGAGGUGCCGCUCACUGCCUUCACCCUGGAGCUGCAACAUGCACUCCUUGCAAUAGGCCCCACUCUUCUUCUGACCAGUGAUAUUAUUAAACAGCGACUUGGAGCUGCAGCUCUAGACAGUGUCCACGAGUACCGUCUGUCCAGCUGGCUGGGCCAACAGGAAGACAUCCAUCGCAUAGUUCUUUACCAGACAGACUACACCCUGACCCCGUGGACACAGCGGUGCAUCCGUCAGGCUGACUGCAUCAUCAUCGUGGGACUAGGGGAGCAGGACCCGGCUGUUGGGGAGCUCGAGCGUAUGCUGGAAGGAAGUGCGGUGCGGGCCCAGAAGCAGCUGGUUCUGUUGCACAAAGAAGAUGGUCCUCAGCCCAAAGGCACCGUGGACUGGCUCAACAUGCGGAGCUGGAUUUCCAGACACCUCCACCUCUCCUGUCCCCGCAGGGUUUUCUCUAAGAGGAGCUUGCCCAAACUGUUGGAGCUGUACCAGCGUGUGUUUGCGAAGCCAGCUGACCGCCACUCUGACUUCUCGCGCCUGGCUCGAGUCCUCACAGGCAACGCUAUUGCCCUUGUUCUGGGAGGAGGAGGUGCCAGGGGUUGUUCCCAAGUGGGGAUAAUGCGAGCAAUCUGUGAGGCUGGCAUUCCAGUGGACAUUAUUGGAGGCACUUCUAUUGGCUCCCUGAUGGGGGCACUGUAUGCUGAAGACCGCAGCCACAGUCGCAUGAGGAUCAGAGCCAAAGAAUGGGCAAUGGAAAUGACAUCGGUUUUUAAGAAGGUUCUGGAUUUGACGUAUCCAGUCACGUCUAUGUUUUCGGGUGCUGCUUUCAACUCCAGCAUCAGCAAUGUUUUCAAGAGUAAACAAAUUGAGGACCUUUGGAUCCCGUAUUUCAAUAUCACAACUGACAUCACUGCCUCCACCAUGAGAGUACACACUGAUGGCUCUCUGUGGCGCUAUGUUCGUGCCAGCAUGUCUCUGUCCGGGUAUCUGCCUCCUCUUUGUGACCCCAAAGAUGGACACCUGCUUAUGGAUGGAGGCUACAUCAACAACCUGCCUGCUGAUGUGGCCCGCUCCAUGGGGGCCAAAGUGGUGAUAGCUAUUGACGUGGGAAGCCGGGAUGAAACCAACCUCACUAAUUAUGGCGAUUCGCUCUCAGGAUGGUGGCUGCUAUGGAAACGCCUCAACCCCCUAUCGGAGAAAGUAAAGGUGUUGAACAUGGCAGAGAUUCAGACUCGGCUGGCCUACGUUUGCUGUGUGAGGCAAUUGGAGUCUGUGAAGAGCAGCGACUACUGCGAGUACAUCAGACCUCCAAUUGACCGAUACCGAACGUUGGAGUUUGGCAAGUUUGAUGAAAUUGCUGAGGUGGGAUACCAGCACGGCAAGACCGUGUUUGAUGUAUGGAGUCGCAGCGGCGUAGUGGAGAAUAUGUUGAAAGACAAACACCAGGAGUUCCACAACACUCAAAGCAAAAACAGUGUGGUGACGUGUCCCAAUGCCUCCUUCACUGACCUGGCAGAAAUUGUGUCACGAAUCGAGCCUGUCAAACCGGCUGUGGUGGAUGAGGAGUCUGACUACCACACUGACUAUGACGAGGAGGCGGCAGAGAGCGCCCUGUCUGACAUGGAGCUGUAUCGCUACACUGAAGGGGAGGAGAUUUCUGACACGGACGAAGAGCCGGAAGGGAGGCGUGCGCGACACACUACCUCACAGAGCGGCGGUCGCCCUCAGGCUGCUUCUCUCACUGACAGCCUACCGGACACGCCGCCAAACCACGAAGUCCAGCCCAGUCAGUCCGGUCGGGGAAGACUGGUCUAGUUUACUCAGACGAAACAUCCACAUUUAACCCAGCUGUCUUUACCACAUUUAACCCUACACUCUCUAAUUAUCACUUUGCCCUCUGACCUGGCCUCUAGUUUAUUUACCAUUAAAAAGACAUCACCUCCAUAAUAAUUUAAGGCAGAAGUACUUGGGUUUGGAGCAGUGUCACCUCCAGAUGCCACAGUAAGCGUAUUACAUCACCAGAAAUGCCUUUUCAAUCUGUUCACUGAUUAGUAAAUGGAAUAAGCCUUUAAGACGCAAUGAGACCUGCAAGCUUGGCACAAGACGGUAACAUUCCACCAACAGAUGGAGAACUUCAUCCUUUUUAAUUCAACCCUUUCUUCUCUCCAUUUGUUGGCGCCUUUUAGAGCAUUUUGGGAGGUUAAAGCGAAACGAAUUGAGCCUGAACUUGACGUGCUUGACUUUGGAACAGACGCGUGAACCCCGUGAACUCGGCCUUUGUAAUAUGCAGCUCGCGUCUCCACUGCCGUCCCGGCCAGCGUUGAAGGGCUGUGAAGGGGGCUGUUAGAUUCAGCGCCGUCGUUUCUGCCUGAUAGCAAGGAAAAAUGUUCAUCCUAGAGUUCAAACAUCACUAAUAUGCAUUAGGUCAUUGAGUGUGAGUGUGACCAAAAAGCUUCAGUUUUUAGUGAGCAAACUCAGCUAACACUGUAAGUGGAGCAGACCAUUGUUCUGUAACUGAUGUAUUACAGGAAGCUUGAAAGGAAAUGUGACCCUACCCUUAAUGCUUCACACUCAGACAAAUUCAGGUACAGGUUAGUGGUACCUACUUCAAAGACCCCCCCCUCCUUUCAUCUGUUUUCUGGCUUUAAUCUAUGACACAGAUGGAGCAGGUGACCCUGUGGAGCUGCUGGGUGAUCUCUAAAGCUGCGUGUCCCAGUACAGUUUGUGUAUGUUUGCUAUUUGCAGCACCAGGCCAGUUCUUCACAGGAACAAGUUGCUACACAAAUGAUUUGGCUUGUCAUGAUGUGUUUUUUCCCCCUGUGAUUAAAAAAGCAACAACAUUUAUAGCCUUCCGAUAAAAUGACCAGGUUUGUGUAGCACAUAUUUAUUCCGUCCAAACAAGUGAUUAAAUUCCAUAUUUAAGCCAAGUAUGUUUAUGAUGAUGAUCUAACCUACAUAAUUGAUAACUGGACGAUCAUUCCAUAUUGUAAAUGCAGCACAUUGCACAUGUAAACAAACUAAUCAUAAUAUUAUAGGGUACAGUCAUAACACUGUACUGUUAAGUUUUGAUUUGUUGUAUGUUUAUAGUUUUUCCAAAUAGCUAUUUUCUAAAUUAACAAGUUCUUACAUUGCAAAGAUGUGCAUUGUUUUAUAACUGACUAACCAUUCAAAACCCAAAGAUGUACACGAAGAUGAACAUGUGCGUUUUCUGGCGUUUCCCUACUAACAUGUUGCUGCUGACACACGUGUACAGUACCUCUCAGCAAUGCUUCAUCAAUGCAACCUUUUUAGUUUGGUUCUUGGACGUGAGCUUUUACAGGAAGCUGCAGUCGUCACUGUUGCUGGUGCUGCAGCAUCUACAGCCUCAUUGUAUGGGCAUCCCAUAGUCCGAACACAUGUAUGAGUAAAGUCAGACUGAUAUGUGGACAACAAAGCUUGCGAUGACCUGUAUGGUAACAACCACUCUGAUGAUGGUCAGUACAUAGUAGAGACUAUGAUGCACUUCUGACGUCAGGUACUUGUCUAUAUUUGAGAUUUUGUUUGUUUUUUACUAAUAAACCACUUAUUAUAAUGA